AUGGAUGCCACUUGUGCUAUAUGUGUGUGUGUAUUAGUGGCGACAGACAAGGUUGCAGAAAAGCUGAGUUCUACUCUCACAUGGGUGAAGAACACAGUAUCGCAUACAGUCAGUCAGAUGGCCAGUCAGGUGGCAAGUCCAUCGGCUUCAUUACACACUACGUCCUCAUCUACCACACUAUCAACGCCAGCUCUUUCCCCAUCUUCUCCAUCACAGUUGAGUCCAGAUGACUUAGAACUCUUGGCUAAACUGGAGGAACAAAAUAGAUUGUUGGAGACGGAUAGCAAGUCUUUAAGGUCUGUAAAUGGUUCAAGAAGAAACAGUGGCUCCUCUCUCGUAUCAAGUUCAUCAGCCUCUAGCAACCUCAGCCACCUUGAAGAAGAUUCUUGGAUUCUUUGGGGAAGAAUUGUUAAUGAAUGGGAAGAUGUACGCAAAAAGAAAGAAAAGCAAGUUAAGGAGCUUGUUCGUAAAGGGAUACCCCACCACUUUAGAGCAAUAGUUUGGCAACUUUUAUGCAGUGCACAAAGUAUGCCAAUUAAGGAUCAGUAUUCAGAACUCUUGAAAAUGACCUCACCUUGUGAAAAAUUGAUCCGAAGGGACAUUGCUAGAACUUAUCCUGAGCAUAACUUUUUUAAGGAAAAAGAUAGUCUUGGACAGGAGGUUUUAUUUAACGUGAUGAAGGCAUAUUCUUUAGUGGAUCGUGAGGUUGGUUACUGUCAAGGAAGUGCUUUUAUAGUUGGAUUGUUGCUUAUGCAGAUGCCAGAAGAAGAAGCUUUCUGUGUAUUUGUUAAAUUAAUGCAAGAUUAUAGACUCCGUGAACUUUUCAAACCAAGUAUGGCAGAAUUGGGCCUUUGUAUGUACCAGUUUGAAUGCAUGAUACAGGAGCAACUUCCGGAGCUAUUUGUACACUUCCAGUCUCAGAGUUUUCAUACCUCAAUGUAUGCAUCAUCCUGGUUUCUGACUAUCUUUCUUACAACUUUUCCACUACCAAUUGCAACAAGAAUAUUUGAUAUCUUUAUGUCUGAGGGUUUAGAAAUAGUGUUUCGAGUUGGAUUAGCACUUCUUCAAAUGAAUCAGGCAGAACUAAUGCAACUUGACAUGGAAGGGAUGUUGCAGCACUUUCAGAAGGUCAUUCCACAUCAGUUUGAUGGUGGUACAGACAAAUUAAUCCAGGCAGCUUACCAAGUCAAAUACAACUCAAAAAAAAUGAAAAAGCUUGAAAAGGAAUACACUACAAUAAAAACUAAAGAAAUGGAAGAGCAAGUUGAAAUUAAAAGGUUACGCACAGAAAAUAGACUUUUAAAACAACGCAUUGAAACAUUAGAAAAAGAAAGUGCUUCCUUGGCAGAUAGAUUGAUACAGCAUAAAUGCAGUUCCAACUACAGUGAAGAUUUUGUGCUACAGCUGGAGAAGGAAUUGGUCCAAGCCCGACUGAGUGAAGCUGAGUCUCAGUGUGCACUAAAAGAGAUGCAGGAUAAAGUCCUGGAUAUUGAGAAGAGGAAUAAUUCCCUGCCUGAUGAGAAUAACAUUGCAAGGCUUCAGGAAGAACUCAUUGCUGUGAAACUGAGAGAAGCAGAAGCUAUUAUGGGUUUGAAAGAACUUAGACAACAAGUCAAGGAUUUAGAGGAACACUGGCAGCGCCACUUAGCUCGUACUACUGGGAGGUGGAAAGACCCACCUAAGAAAAAUGCUAUGAAUGAGUUACAAGAUGAACUGAUGACCAUUCGACUUAGAGAAGCUGAAACACAGGCAGAAAUAAGAGAAAUAAAACAAAGGAUGAUGGAAAUGGAAACACAGAACCAGAUCAACAGUAACCAUCUUCGACGAGCAGAACAAGAGGUGGUCAAUCUACAGGAGAAGGUGCAGUAUCUUUCUGCACAGAACAAGGGGCUACUUACGCAGUUAAGUGAAGCAAAGCGCAAGCAAGCAGAGAUUGAGUGCAAGAACAAGGAAGAAGUGAUGGCUGUGAGACUUCGGGAAGCAGAUAGCAUAGCUGCUGUGGCUGAACUGCAGCAACACAUUGCAGAGCUUGAAAUCCAGAAAGAAGAAGGAAAGCUCCAAGGACAGCUUAACAAGUCUGAUUCUAACCAGUAUAUUAGGGAACUGAAAGAUCAGAUAGCAGAGCUGAAUCAUGAGCUCAGGUGCCUAAAAGGCCAGAGGGGUUUCUCAGGCCAACCGCCUUUUGAUGGAAUCCACAUUGUCAACCAUAUAACUGGAGAUGAUGAAUCAUUCCAUUCUUCCGAUGAAGACUUCAUAGAUAAUUCCUUAAGGGAAGGUGGCCUUGAUUUUCCUUUGCACAGAAAAUCUGGCCCGAUGUCCUUGGACCCCCCUGUGGCAGAUGGAAGUGAGAGUGAAACAGAAGACUGUGUGUUGGAGACCAGAGAGAGUACUCGAGUGGCUCAAAGGAAGCAGGCUCCAAGAAGAGAGUCAUACUCGACCACUGUCUGA
This is a messenger RNA of Orycteropus afer afer, 2448 nucleotides long. Lineage: Eukaryota; Metazoa; Chordata; Mammalia; Tubulidentata; Orycteropodidae. The record is from RefSeq and is a predicted model, not a curated record.